Protopolystoma xenopodis is the source of this 1980-nucleotide messenger RNA. Lineage: Eukaryota; Metazoa; Platyhelminthes; Monogenea; Polystomatidea; Polystomatidae. The record is from the annotation of a GenBank genome assembly.
AUGGAGGAUGCCUCGUGGAUGGCUGCAGUACAACGAGGAUUAGCUGUCGGCUAUCGUUUACGCCAGAAAAUUAAUCGAAAACCAGUUACUGUCUGCAUUGAAAGUAAAAACUGUCAGUCCUCCAUCACCUUCAGUCACAAUCUACUGAUAGUCUCAACAUCUUGUCACUCUCAUCAUCAGGUAUCCUCGAUCAACCGAGUUCUGCGAAACCUGUCGAACGAGUCGCAGCGUCACAUCUCGACGGCGGCUGCAAUAACAGCUGCCGCCGCCGUCGCCGCCCAGGCCGCCGCUCAAGCUGCCCACGUCCACCAACACCAACAUCAACAUCAACACCAACAUCAACAUCAACAUCAGCACCAGCAGCAGCAUCAGCAGAAUCAGCAUCAGCAUCAGCAACAGCAACAACAGAGCCAAUCGCACCAUUUGCAUCAGCCGUCUCCGAGGCAGAGCACCUCAAGCCCUGCUCAUCUCCAGACGUCCGGACACAGUCUCAACCAGCAGCAUCUUCCCCCGAGACAGAUGAACCCUCAGUCGGCCGGACAUCUACAGCCCGGCCCAGGCCUGUCCUCGGCCCAGCCUCAGCACUCCACCGGCGGCCUCUCACAGACGCAUCACACCCACCAGUCCCAGCCUCAUCUACAGACAUCUCAGCAGUCCCAACUGCUCCACCAACACCUCCAUCCACGCACCGACCAACUCGUCUUGCCCAUGGCCCAGCACGAGGCCACGGGCUUCCCGGAACCCUAUCCCAUCCGACAUGUCUCCGGCUUCGGAGGACACAUGAUCUCCACGACCUCGGCCCAGUCUGGCCUCGAGGUCGCCUCGCCAUCGGCCUACUCGGGCCUCGUCCUACCAACUCCGGCUCCGACCGCCACUUCGGCUCCAACUUCUGCUUCCACUUCGGCUCCGGCUCCGGCUCCGGUUCCGGCCCACGGACACCAGACCCCUUUGGCCAACUCCACGCCUACGCCCACCUCCGCCUCGACCCUCCUCAUUGGCUCUGCAUCGCCAGUCUCGGCCACCUUCUCCUCGGCGCUUCACCAGCGCGAUGAUACAGCCUCGAUUAUGCGGAUUUCCACAUACUCACCAGCCGACUUUAUGCACAUCGCAACACCGCCGACAGACUCCACGGCUGUCGCCUCGACUUCGAGUCCCACUACAGCCUCCUCCUGUAGCUCAUCUGUCUUCUCCUCGACCUCCUCGUCCGCCAUUUCGUCGAGCCCAUUCCUCGCAGCCUCUGCUUCCUCCUCUUCUUCUUCCUCCUCCUCCUCCUCCUCCUCCUCCUCGUCGUCGUCGUCGUCCUCCUCCUCCUCUUCCUCCUCAUCCGACGCAACGCUCACUCCGCGCUCCUCGAGCUUCAGUGCCCUCGCCUGUCCCCGAAAUCCGCCGGCUCCACUCUCAACGCCUAGCAACUCGACCGGCCAAACGUCCUCUCUCUACAGCCAGGGUCUUCACCAGCUGCCCGGCUCUGCGGCGUCCGGCCUCAUUGGCCUGUCGUCAGGCUACUUCUCCUCCACCGCCUUCCGUCCCACCCACUAUCCAACAGCCUCGUGGUGGCAAUCCUCUUCCGGCUAUCCGACAACCAGCAGUCUGGAAAUUCAGACGUCUGACUCUUUUGUUAUGCCAGUUGCCAUGGAGCAACAGACCGGAGGAACCGUGUCCAGCAUGAUGGCCGGUUUACACGCCGCCUACACACCCUCCUUGGCCGCCUACAGGUCCUUGACGACCGGACACUCUUCGUACUACUCCACUUCUCUGGCGGGGGCAGGUUCGACCAGCCAGAAUACAGCCUCGGCUGGACACUUUGCCUCGAGUCCGCAUCAAUCUGGUACGAAGCAACGUUAUCCGUCGGCCUAUCCACUUCCCUAUCUUGGUUCUGGACAGUUUGAGCUGAAAUCGGGCUCAAGUACAAACAUGGUCCCACAGAUGAACACCUUCUAUCCCCAAGCAAUCGGUAUUGUUUUCGUGACUACCAGUUAA